UAAUCUAGGCACUCCAAGGCGUAGGUACGCGAGAACAGUAUAAAAGCAAAAUAUAAAACCAUCAUCCUCACCUUUUAGCAGCAACAUGUUCAGGAUUGUACUGAUUUCAGCGCUCGCCGCUAUUGCCGUUGAAGCUACCCCGAGGAAUCGUGCGGGAGUUCCUCAGCUCGAUGGAAGAAUUGUUGGCGGCGAGGAUACGCAAAUUGAAGAUUAUCCGCAUCAAAUUUCGCUUCAAUACCUAGACACCCACACUUGUGGCGGCUCUAUUAUUGCUCGUAAUCUCAUUUUGACUGCUGCUCAUUGCACGGCUGACUACGGUGUCUACUUUCUAAGCAUCCGGUAUGGUAGCAGCAUAAUGGAGAAAGGUGGUUUUGUACUCAAAGUUGGCGAAAAAUACGUUCAUCCCAGUUACGAUGCAUUUACCACCGAUUACGAUCUUUCAAUUCUAAAACUGUCUGGAAACAUUGAACUGUCGUCCAAGGCUCAGAUUAUAAAGUUGGUUCCAUCCCUUACCCCAGAGGGAGGUAGACAUGCUUUUGUAACUGGUUGGGGUGCUCUCUACAUGGAUGGUCCGUAUCCUCAACAACUGCAGGUUGCCAAAGUCCACGAAGAAGAUAGAGAUGCAUGUGGAGAAGUAUAUCCCGGUAAAAUCACCGACAGAAUGAUCUGUUUCAAGGCUGCCGGUAAAGAUUCUUGCCAGGGAGAUUCAGGAGGUCCACUCGUCUCAGGAGAUGCCCAAAUUGGUGUUGUUUCUUGGGGACGCGGAUGUGCGGAUGCGAGAUAUCCUGGUGUAUACUCACAUAUUAACAACGCUGAACUGAGGAAAUACAUCGUGAAACAUAUCGAUUUGUAUGCCACAAAUUGAGCUUGAAGUGGAAAAUUGGAUGUAGCUUUGAGCAAAAUGCACUUAUAACUUUUAAGAUGCAAUUAGGAAUAAAUAUACUCAUAAAACGA
Messenger RNA from Photinus pyralis (common eastern firefly), 954 nucleotides. Its product is annotated as trypsin delta/gamma-like protein CG30031. Gene Ontology annotation, biological process: proteolysis. The transcript is spliced from 4 exons. The record is from RefSeq and is a predicted model, not a curated record. Lineage: Eukaryota; Metazoa; Arthropoda; Insecta; Coleoptera; Lampyridae. Gene Ontology annotation, molecular function: serine-type endopeptidase activity. Bases 86 to 865 code for a protein of 259 amino acids.